GAAGGGUUAAGAAGUACGUGCAGCGCGGCCCUUUCCAGUAACACAGGGAGCAGGGUUAGCAGGUGGAUAGCCGGCUGAGCCCCGCCCCGCUUCGUGACGUCAGAGACAGUCCCUUGCUUUUGCCGGCCGGGGAUUUUAUUUGGAGCUGCUGCGUGAGCAGAGAUCAGAGUAGGUUGGUGGAGCAUAAGAGCAAGAGCUUUGCUAGAGAAGAAACUGAAUAGUCGCCUCAGAUUGAACCGGUUACACGGGUUUAUUAUUCGUUGGAGCUAUGUUCGCACCCAGAGGAGUCCUGUUGUUGUGUUGAAAGUUGCUGCGGAUUUUGAAUCAGAUUAAAAGGGAAUUUCGAGUGUUUUGGGCAAAAAAGGGACUCAUUUUUUCCGUGUGUGUUUUAUCUAACUGUGGCUACGAUGCCCAUGGAGUUAACGCAAAACAGGAUCAAGAAGAUCUGGCUUCCCAGGGACGAGUUACCACAACUGCCAAUCAAUGUAGGUGGGCCCCAGUUUGCCAAUUCCCCAACUGUGAUAGUAAUGGUGGGGCUUCCAGCACGAGGGAAGACUUACAUCUCCAAAAAGUUGACUCGUUAUCUCAACUGGAGCGGCGUCCCAACAAAAGUGUUUAACGUGGGUGAAUACAGACGUGAAGCCGUGAAAGAUUUCAGCUCCCAUGACUUUUUCCGUUCAGACAAUAAAGAAGCUAUGAAAAUCAGAAGACAUUGUGCCUUAGCUGCCUUAGCAGAUGUCAAAUCCUACCUCACUAAGGAAGGUGGACAGAUUGCUGUCUUUGAUGCUACCAAUACAACAAGAGAGAGAAGAUCUAUAGUUGUUGACUUUGCCAAAGAAAAUGAGUUUAAGGUGUUCUUCAUUGAAUCAGUGUGUGAUGAUCCAGCUGUUGUUGCAAGCAAUGUUUUGGAAGUGAAGCUGUCGAGCCCUGACUAUAAAGGUUGCACAUCCAAUGAAGCACUGGAAGACUUCAUGAAAAGAAUCAACUGUUACAAGAACAGUUAUGAACCUCUGGAUCCAGAUCAGCAUGACCGGGACCUUUCCAUGAUCAUUGUGAUUGAUGUUGGUCGAAGAUUUUUGGUAAACAGAGUUCAAGACCACAUACAGAGCAAGAUUGUUUACUACCUAAUGAACAUUCACGUACAGCCUCGCUGUAUUUAUCUUUGUCGGGCCGGGGAGAGCGAAAGCAACCUAAAGGAGAAAAUUGGAGGAGAUUCUGGUCUGUCACACAGAGGGAAGAAGUUUGCUGUUGCCCUAAAGAAAUAUGUUGAGGAUCAGAACUUGAAGGAACUGAAGGUGUGGACAAGCCAGCUGAAGAGAACCAUUCAAACAGCUGAAGCACUAAAGAUGCCUUAUGAGCAAUGGAAGGCUUUAAAUGAACUUGAUGCUGGUGUGUGUGAGGAGAAGACUUAUGAGGAAAUUAAAGAACUCUACCCCGAGGAGUAUGCAUUGCGUGCUCAGGACAAAUAUCAUUAUCGAUACCCAUCAGGAGAGUCAUACCAAGAUCUGGUUCAGAGAUUGGAACCUGUUAUUAUGGAGCUGGAGAGGCAGGGAAAUGUCCUAGUUAUUUGUCAUCAAGCUGUGAUGAGAUGCCUGCUGUCGUACUUCCUGGACAAACCAGCAGAUGAAAUGCCGUAUCUCAAAUGUCCACUGCAUUCUAUGCUUAAACUGACUCCCUUUGCUUAUGGCUGCCAUGUUGAGAUUGUGCCGUUUAAUGUGGAUGCUGUAAACACACACCGAGAUCGCAUAAUAGAGGAUUGCAAGAAGGGUCCUAACCCCCUGAUGAGACGCAAUAGCGUGACCCCACUUGCAAGUCCGGAGCCAACGAAAAAAGCCAGAAUCAACAGUUUUGAAGAGUUUGCUGCAUGUUCAUCUCAUGGCUGUGCAUCCCAAGAACCACCCUCUGGACAGCCUUUGCUAGGAAAGGCUUGCCUGGCAUGAGCCAACAGGAGAUAUAAUGUUAUGGAUAAUCAGUCACAGAACUUUGGAUCCCUGAUGCUACAUUCCAUAUUCCAUUACCAAAGCUCGCCUAUUAGCUCAUUCAUAACAUAGGCUGGAAACAUGAAGAUGAUACCUGUGUCUCAUCAAACUAAAUCAGAAUGGAAUGUUGUCAGUUAGGGACGUUUAAAAAUUGGACUUGGAGUCCCAUGUCAUUUCAAUGGUGAAGUGCAAAGCAGGACUACUUGCACUCUGUUUUACAUUUUAUAUAUAUAUAUAUGUAUGUAUAUUUUUUGUGUUUUCCAGUAAUAACAAAAUGUUAUGGUUCAUUUUUAUUUCUCUGUAUAUUUUAUUAGAAAUGUUAAUUAAAUGUAUUUUAGUAAAGAGGGAAGGAAAUAUUAACACAAAAAUCUCUUGAAUCUUAAAGGGCCCAAUAUCUUUACUGCUAAUAGACUGGCAAGGAUCUUACUUUUUUACCUUGUAGAAUGUGUUAUCCCCACAUCUGCCUGACAUUCAGACUGUGGCUUGUUUUGCAAUUGAAUACCUGAUUGCAUAUAGUUUUUAGAGCAUUAAAGUGAUCACUUAAUUUCCCUUGUAAGAUAAGCAAAGUUAUAACAUAAAUUAUGUCCCCGGGCAAAUCGCAAAACUUAAUACUGUGUUUGUAUGGCCCCCUUCCGAAAUAACUUUCACCUAAACUGAAAGUGUACCUUUGUUUUUCAGGUGACCUGUGAUGAUUAGUUUUUUUUUUUUUUUUUACAUAGGUGUCCCUGAUUUGAUAACCUUUUAAAUCAUAAUAAAGCCAGCAUGAUUUCAGCACUCCAUUUUUGUUUUAGCAGCAGUUGCCAGUAAUGAGACUAGCAGGAUCUGAACCUUUGACUAACUUUUUGUUUUAUUUAUUUAUUUAUUUAAUGCCCAGUGUGAAUGUCAAAUUUAUGUGGCGGAAUGUAUUUCAGAACUAGUUUAUCUACUCCUGUUAGAACAGUAUUAUUGCUAAAUGUUUUGUGUUCCCUGUCACCUAUAGAGCCUUCUUUGUGUCUCCCUGUAUAGUCUAAAUUGUGUUGGUUAUACAGGGAUAGGCCAUUUAACUGCUUGUUUGACAUAUUCUAAUGUUUUCUUUAUUGAAUAAGGGUUUUCACUUAAUCUCAAAGAUGCAUAUUUGCACUUUAAUGGUUGGGACAGGGUUAUGAGGUGCACCUUUCUUGCACAGGUAAUGAUUGAUAGUCAUGGCAGAGACUGGGAUAGCAGAAAUGUUUGGUUGUAGCUGAUGCUUAGAGCCUUGUGGAUGUCCCAAGAUCAUAUGGUUCAUACAUAUGUCAGCUACAAUUCACUGCUGCUCUGGGGUGAUUUUGCUAUUUGUGUAAAGUAAGCACUGCUUCUGUGGGUAUAGUAACCACGGUGGCACUAGUUGGCAAAAUGUAUCUUAGCUGGCUGAUCUGAGUGGCUUUGUGUGUGAAUGUAUAAGAAUGAAGGUUGUGGUGGUUGGAUAUGUACUUCAUACAUUUAAAUAUAAAAACCUUGUGUGCAGUUAUGUUGUCUAAAAAUAUGUAAUGGCAUAUAUGUCACCAAAACUCUUAGAGAGGAACACUGGAUAGUAUGUAUGUAUGUAUAUGUGUGUGUAUGUGCAGACUAAUGGGUAGUGCAAUAUGGGAUUCUGCCCAGUUUUUCAAAUUUGCACUAUAAGGUUUCCAGUUUAUACACUUGGAUUCCAGUUGGUUAGAAAUAAGCGCUUCAGAUUUGAUCUGAUCAGCUUGUCUUUGCAAACUAAAAGUUAUUGCAAACUGAAACUAUGCCUGUCUCAGUCCUGAAAUCAGUCUCAAUAUACUUAAACACACAAAUGUCUUAUCCUAUUAUUGGUGCUGACAUAUUCUGGCUGGGCAGUGCACUAUUACUUUCUGUUGCUUACAUAAUCAUAUACUGUAUCUUCUGCUUGCUGUUCACACCAGAGGGACUCUAGCUAAAAGUACCUGUUUGACUGGCGGAAGCGUAAGAUCUUUGAUACUGUUUUCAUUGUUUGUAAGACUUGUAAUUGGUUAACAUUAUUUUUUUGUAUUUGUUAGAAUUGCUAUUUAUUUUAUGUAUGCAAGUUUGCUUAGAUAACCUGUUUUGUUUUUAUUUCAUACAUACUUUGUUUAUUGUAUUUUUUGUUUGUAUUCUCCUGGCAUAAUUAUCUGAGAUAAAAGCUAUGUGGGCUAUUGCAGGAUAUGCCGUCAGAAAUUUGUAUAUUUUGCAGUUCCUGGACCAAUAAAUUCUUGUUAAAUUAUAA
Xenopus tropicalis (tropical clawed frog) is the source of this 4200-nucleotide messenger RNA. RefSeq names its product 6-phosphofructo-2-kinase/fructose-2,6-biphosphatase 3 (gene pfkfb3). Lineage: Eukaryota; Metazoa; Chordata; Amphibia; Anura; Pipidae. The coding region runs from base 408 to 1940 and encodes 510 amino acids. Gene Ontology annotation, molecular function: catalytic activity; 6-phosphofructo-2-kinase activity; ATP binding. The transcript is spliced from 16 exons. Gene Ontology annotation, biological process: fructose 2,6-bisphosphate metabolic process. The record is from RefSeq and is a predicted model, not a curated record.